Symbiodinium sp. CCMP2592 is the source of this 1062-nucleotide messenger RNA. The record is from the annotation of a GenBank genome assembly. Lineage: Eukaryota; Dinophyceae; Suessiales; Symbiodiniaceae.
AUGCAGCUCGGCUCGCUUGUCGCGGCUCUCGGCGUGGCCGAUGUCGUGGAUACGGAAGGUCCCAGGCCGCUUAUCCGGGUCUGCCUCUUCUUCACGCUUCUCUCUUUGUGGCGAACUUGUGCAGGCGAUCUGCCAGAGGAGCCAGCGCGCAGCUGGCGUUCGCUUUGGGCAAAGGCCAUGUCGGAGCCCGGUCUUUUCCUGUUGGCUUCCGCCAUGGCUGCCGGAUCAGCGAUGGUAGCAUUUGCUACCGCCAUCUUCGGCGACCAGGGUAGAGUUCUCACCGCACUCGGCGUGUCCGCGCUGAUGGUGGUCUUCUCCUUCAAGACCCUGCCGCGGGUCCUGGCACGGAGCAACCUGUAUAUGUUCAUCACCUCCAUCGCCUACCUGGACCUUUCCGGCCCUUUGUCGUACUGGUACACAGGGACGGAGAGCUGUGUGGAAGACGGCCCACACUUCACCUACGCUUACUACCUGGCCAUCUCCAAUGUUGUUGGUGCCGUCGGCUCCAUCCUUGGUGCAGUCAUCUUUCAGUACAUGCAGGACUGGACCUUCCGCCAGGCUUUCUGGGUCACAACGGUGAUCCAAGUGGUGGCCUCGUGGUUCGAUCUUCUCAUCAUCUCCCGGUACAAUCUCAAGUUCGGGUUUUCGGACAAAGCUGCCUACCUCUUCGGAGACGCGGCUUGCCAGAGCCUAGCGCAGCAGAUGGCGCUGAUGCCUCAGGCCCUCCUCACUGCAAGGCUUUGCCCUCGUGGUGCAGAGGCGACCGUCUUUGCCAUUCUGGCCGGUUUCCAGAACUUCGGAUCGAACAUCGGAUCGCUCCUGGGCGCACAGCUCUCCGAUCACUUUGGCAUCACUUGCAGCAGGAUGGGGCCCUGCAACUUCGAGUGGCUCAAGACGCUGAUCCUGGUGUGUCACAUGCUGGUGCCCUUGGCCUGUCUGCCGCUAACCUGGGUCCUCGUCCCUGCUGCCGUCAUCAGCGACGAGGGCGCUUUCGAGAUGUGCCCCGGCAGCUAUGACCAAGGGCUCAAAACGACCCAGUGCAUGAAACCAGCGCGGACAUAG